GCUGCGCCUGGGUCCUGCUCCCUUGUGCAGACUGCUCUAGAAAGGGAGAGACAGAAAUCAGAACAGAAACGACCCUCCGGGAGUCCUUGCAACUGUCCCACCGCUUCUUUAACCUGCAUCUCCGGAGACCCUCUGUCAUUUACGUGUAUCCCUGACUUGGAUUACCUGGAGGGAGAGUUCCAGACAAGCUCUACAUCUCCUCCAGAAAGCACAAUUUGGAGUUAAAACUGUGAGGUAAACGGUUUGCAGCAAUUUCUGAUCCUCCAAUGGGAAACAGAUUCACGCAUGGCAGCUCAAGAAAUGUAAUCGCAGAGAACCAUGAAGUUUUGGAUAUGGGGAUAUCAGGACUUUUUGCACUCCUGGUGAUGUUACUCGGUUAUAUAAAGCCAGCAAAGUUGACUCCACUCCACCCCAUCUGUGACAUCAGAGUGCUGGACAAGUACAUUAGAGAGGCAAAGGAUGCUGCAGAUUCAACGAAACAGUGCGAGGAAGCCUGCACCCUCCCGGGAAACUUCACUCUUCCAAAGACCAAUGUCAACUACAGAGAAUGGGAAACAAAAGACUCAGGAACGAAAGCUGAGGAGGUUCAGACGGGCCUCAAGCUGCUCGCAGUUGCAGUCCAGAAGGCCCAGAACAUGACAGCCAACAGCAACAUGCUAUAUCUAAUAGAGAGAAGCUACAGUAAUAUCCGAAGCAUCACGCAGAUGGUGAGGAGUUUGAGUACCCCGGAUAUCCUAAAUCGGGAACGGGAGCUGCAGACCACUUUUAACACGAGAACACUGAGAACCAUUUUUCACGCAUAUUUAAAUUUCCUACAAGGUAAAGUCAGACUGUUUUUCCUGGACACAGAAGCUUGCAAUCUGGCGACAAGCUGACAGUCCCAGCUGAACACCAGCAGACUCUCAAAGAGCUUCCGAAGCAGAUUAUAAGCUGUAACCUUUGCAUUCUAAGCACAACACUGUAUAGCAUCAAAAAGGAGCGUAGAGAGAAGGAACAAAGAUAAUAGGGAAAAGAAGAAGAUGGUCUGGUUCAUUUGGAAUAUAAUGUUCGGAAGAGGAGCUGAAUAUCCAAUGGUAUACUGCCUGGAUAACGCAGCCAUGGAGACUGGUAAUCGGGAUAUAAGAACUCACAAAUGUUUGAACUCGAGAGAGAGAGAGAAAGAGAAAAUACGACACCUAAGGAGCCAUUUUGAGUAUGACAGAUCUACAGCAGAAAGUGUCUUUUUAUUGAUGGUGUCGCUCGCUGUUGACGGCAUUGUUUUAUAGAGUUCUGUGCAGACUGGACA
This is a messenger RNA of Hemiscyllium ocellatum (epaulette shark), 1285 nucleotides long. RefSeq names its product erythropoietin a (gene epoa). Gene Ontology annotation, cellular component: extracellular region. NCBI's taxonomy places the organism in Eukaryota, Metazoa, Chordata, Chondrichthyes, Orectolobiformes, Hemiscylliidae. Gene Ontology annotation, molecular function: hormone activity; cytokine activity; erythropoietin receptor binding. The transcript is spliced from 5 exons. The coding region runs from base 267 to 875 and encodes 202 amino acids. The record is from RefSeq and is a predicted model, not a curated record.